AUGGUUUCUCGCCGUUUGGAUAAACUUUCGGCAGGUCUGGCGUUAAGCAAUAAAUUUUUGCCGGUCCACUGUGUGGUUGCACGAGACGAGUGUCCACAACGUGUAAUACAAGAUGGUUUUGUAAUUGUACCGGCAUAUACAAAAUUUCAUGAAAUUGUAUCAGUGGUUUUACGUUCUAUGGAAGCUGAUGUUGGCAAAAUUGAACAAGAUGAAAGAGCAGAUGGUCAAAUUUUGAUAAAAAAUUGGAAUCCAUUGCCUAUUACAACCGUAACUGAAAAUCGAACGGUAACAGUUCAAGAUAUCUUGGGCGAUCUUAUGAACGUCGCCAUACUUAAAAUUCGAAUUUCCAAGUAUUCAAGUAAAUUAGAAGAUAAAAAAGCCGUACGUUUAUUAAAACAACUGAUGCCUUUAGUCAAUAAUGAUGAACAAGAUAAACAUACGCUAACUGGCAGAUCAUUUCAAAUAAUGCACGACGAUAUUGAAGAUCAUGAUAAUAGACACGAACAAACUUCACCAUUAAAAUCUACAACAAGUCCUAAUGGUUAUUCAUUAGCAUCGUCCAAUUCAAACACAACCGACGGUGAUAAUACGCCAUUGAAUCUUUCAAAAAAACAAUAUUCAUCAACACUACAACAAAUUAAUUCCAAUAAAUCUUAUAUUAAUUAUCCAUUUGCUAGCCUUUUAUCAUUUGCUCAACAACAGUAUGACCCAACACCAAUUAAUUCGUCGCCAACAAUAAAAGAUUAUGCAUACAAUCGUCGGCAACGUGAACGUACAACAUUCGAUCCACAUGAAGAAACACCACGUUUAUUGCAAAUAUUUACUGAUACAAAACAUCCAACACGUUAUCAAAUAGCAUCUAUCUGUGAAAAUCUUAAUGGUUUACCAUGUCGAAAAGGAAAAAAAGCUCUUGAACCUUAUAAUAUUCAAUAUUGGUUUAAGAAUGCUCGCGCCGCAUUAAAACGUAAGAAACGUCGUUUUGUUACUCCAGACAAUUCAAUACAACCACCACCACAACAACAGCAGCAGCAGCAGCAACAACAAGCAUAUAAUUUAUCAUCGCCGAAUCAAAUGAAUAAUCAUGAUGAACAGAAUCAUCCAUCGAUAAAAUGUGAACUUGAUUCGUCUGAUGAAAUUGAUGAAGACCUUGAUGACGACAUUGAUAUUGAUGAAAAACAAAAGCAACAAAACCAUAAUAAUUAUUAUUUCAACUAUUUACAAGCAUUUGACAUAUCAUUAACAGAUAAGCAACGACAAAAAACAACACAAUCCGACGAAAGUAACGAUGAUGAUGAUAAUAUGAGUUCGAUAAGCGAACAAACACCACCAACACAGAUCCUAUUAAAUUCAACAAAGAUUUCGAAUACAACAACAUCAUUUGAUUAUAAUCGUUCACGACGUAACCGAAUAUUCAUUGAUCCGACAUCUGAAGUGCCCAAAUUAGAACAAUGGUUUGCUAUUGAAACACAUCCCGAUCAUAUAUUAAUCGAACGUAUUUGUUCCGAAUUAAAUGAAGGUGAAUAUCGAACAAAAUUUCCUAAACUCGAAUCAAAACAUAUACGUUUAUGGUUUAAAAAUCAUCGUGCAAAAGUAAAACGUAUAUGUCGAAUACAAACGCCCACUGUUAAUAAUAAUAAUACUAAUGAUUCAUCAAUUAAAACAGCUGAAACAACAGAGAAGAAAAUGCACAAUGUGUAA
Molecule: messenger RNA, 1698 nt
Organism: Rotaria socialis
Lineage: Eukaryota; Metazoa; Rotifera; Eurotatoria; Philodinida; Philodinidae
Source: the annotation of a GenBank genome assembly